This is a messenger RNA of Medicago truncatula (barrel medic), 1798 nucleotides long. RefSeq lists its product as uncharacterized. The transcript has 4 exons. NCBI's taxonomy places the organism in Eukaryota, Viridiplantae, Streptophyta, Magnoliopsida, Fabales, Fabaceae. The coding region runs from base 377 to 1513 and encodes 378 amino acids. The record is from RefSeq and is a predicted model, not a curated record.
UGUAUAAUAAGAUCCUAUUUGAAAUUUCCUAUUUGAAGCGUAUAACAGAAUUGUCGUUUUGUGAAUUGAUACAAUAGAACGCUGAAGACGCGGUGAGUGGCGCGCCAUAUUACAAUGCCAACUUCUUCUGAGUGAAACGAAAAUGGACGCCGGAGAUUUGUGCAAAAAUAAGGGGUCUGGAUUUUUUCCUGAGCAUGGUGCUAUCUUCAUGUCCAAUAAGAGUACUUUGAAAGAAUGCUUUGAGAGGAAUUUGUUUGGGUUACCGGGUGGUUUUUCUGAUUUUAUUAAAAACGUCAAGGCAGGAAUGAUUUUGUUCCUUUUCGAAUUUGAAGAGAGGAAACUUCAUGGGGUUUUUUAAGCGAUAACAGAUGGCGGCAUGAACAUUGCUCCUCGUGCAUAUGUUUCAUCUGGAAAGCAGUUCCCUGCACAGGUUAAAUUCACCCGAAUCUUGCGCUGCGAUCCUCUUUUCGAAAAUGAGUUUUGUGAUGCUAUUCGAGAUAAUUACUUUACCAAGUACAAAUUCAACUUGGGUUUGUCUGUAGAUCAGGUUCGAAGUCUGAUGUGGCUAUUCAAUUCAAGAAAAUGUGAAGCUCCACGCUCUCUUCAUCGGAAGAAAAGGAAAACAAGAAAGUGGGAUUUUCAGAUUAUUGAAGAUGUGCUAGAGAAAGGGGGGGUUACCAACCCUCCAAAAAGGAAGCUCAUCGUGAACCAUGGUACUCCAGUAACUGCUAAGCAAGAGGUGGAAAAGCUUUCUCUGUCUCCUGAGUCUCUCGGAAAGGGGGAAAGCAUGCAUUUGGAUGUUGAUGCUUAUGAUCCUGAACACCCUGGCUUCAAUAAAUCAGUGGCAUCUGGGGCUUACUCUGCUGCCAGCUUUGAAUCGCGUGAGCUUCCUACAUUGCAAGAGAAGAAAGAAAACUUCCAUAUUUUUGAGGAUGGUAAUGAAGAUUUUAUACCCUUAUGUUCAACUGACCAUUCUGACCUUGAAGAUGGGGAGCUUGGUAAUUCUAGCGAUGGUUCAGAUGAGGAACAGAUAGAGUUAGAUAUGCUUAUUGGAAAUGAUGAUUCUUCUAUCCCUGUUCCACGAUUUCUGCUGAGUGAUAAAGAAUCUGACAAGUUAGGUGACUCUUCCUCUGAUGCUGUAAGUGACUUCCAGUCCAAAGAUGAAAGUGAUCAUUUGAAUUCCCUUCUCUCAAAGGGUAUGUACUGUGAUGAGCCCAAACAAAAAACCAGUGUGUUUUCUCGCUUAAGUGUUUCUUUGAAGGGUAUUGCUUCGAAGAAUCAGAAUGACGCCAAUAGAAAGGACUUGGUGAAUAAGAAUAACAUGUCAAGAAAAAAUAAGCAAUAUCAAUAUGAAAGCAUUAAAGAUGCCACACAACAGAGGGAAAAUGGUACAACGUAUAAAAGAGCUAGUGUGUUUCUGCGCUUAACCGGUGCUUCAGAUGCUGUUUCUCCACAGGUCCCCUCUAUGACAGGACUAUAUGUAAGAACUGGCGGCCUGAAGAAGGUUUGGUAGAAAAGUAUAUUUUCAGAAUGUAACUAAAGUUUGGUUGAAAGUGGAUCCUUUUAUUUUGUACUAAUCACAUGGAAUGCUGGCUUCAGUAUAUAAACAAGUAGCAGUUAUAAAUUUCAGUUACUUUAUUAGAAAUGAAUUUAGCUGGGUUAGGUUCUGUUAGGAACCUAUCAAUGGAAUAUAUGUUUACUGUAGAAAAGUCAAAUGAUAUUAUUUGUCAUUAUAUAUAAACAGUCUUGGACUGCAGAAAUAAAAUAAGAAAGAAUCAUUCCUCUAAUCUCUCAUAUG